UGGUAAAGAAUUCCUUUGGGGCUUGUGAGCUGGAAAGAGGAGAGCCUCCCGCUGCUGGACUGAAGAUAUGGAGCUGAGGAAAUGUAAAGCAGAUGAAAGACAGGAACCCUGGGACACACAGAUCAUAAGAUGCUGAAUUGUGACUAUAUCACGUAACAAAUGGUUUCUUCCUACUGAACUUCCCUUAUGAUGAUACCUUAUCAUUGCUGUGGGAGGCUCAAGAUCUUGGUUGCCUCUCUGAUGCUUGUGAUUCUUCUGUCCUGCCUUUCCCUGAGUAUAUGGAGUUUGAAACAUUGUAGGCUCUGUUUCCUGUCCAGAAGUCUUCCUCAGCGACAUCUGGAAAGAGACAUCUUGAAGGCCCGUGCCAAGGAGCUGGAGGAAGAGAACCGAUGGCUACAGCUGCAGCUCAGAAAAAUGGAGAUCAUUGAGCAGGAUGACGCCAACAUGGGACAUCAAGCCAGAGAUUCAGAGUGCACCCAUCAGCGAAUGGUAGAAAAAUGUGAGAUCAUCCAUGUUGCUUGUUUGUGUGAAGGUUACACUGCCAGUCGUGAUGUGGUCACUCUUGUCAAAUCCAUUCUUUUCUACAGGAAGAAUCCCCUUCACUUUCAUUUUUUCACUGAUGAGGUGGCCCGGGGGGUCCUUGGGACUAUCUUCCACUCAUGGAUGAUUCCUUCUGUUGAAGUCAGUUUCUAUGGCACUAAUGAUCUGAAGCUUAAUGUAUCACAGACUCCUAGCAUAAUAUAUUCCCAGAUGACAGGACUCAAAAAGCUGAUCCUAACCAAAAUGCUGCCUGUUGAACUCUCAAAAGUCAUUGUCCUUGACAUGGACAUUAUCUUCGCCAGUGAUAUUGCAGAAUUGUGGGCUAUUUUCACAAAAUUCACAAAUGAGCAGGCUAUUGGUUUGGCAAAGGAUGGGAAUGAAUGGCACCUGAGUAACAUUUCUGUGAACUCUACGGAGUGGUCACCUUCUGAACAGAGAUUUAAUACUGGAAUCACUUUGUUACUGUUGGACAGACUGAGGGAGAUUGACUGGAAGCACACAUGGAGACUGACUGCAGAGAGGGAGCAGAUUAACUUGAAAUCGUUGUUGCUGGCUGAUCAGGAAAAUUUUAAUGCUGUACUCAAGGAGAUGACAAUACUGGUUUUCCCACUCCCUUGUUCCUGGAAUGUUCAACUCUUUGGCCACAUGGAAGAGUGUUAUAUAGAAACUUCACAUCUGAAGGCAAUACGUUGGGAUUCUAUCAAAAAACUUGCAGUCAGGGACAAGCAUAUUGAGUUUUUCCAGAAAUUGUAUGUGACAUUUUUGGAGUAUGAUGGCAACCUUCUCCGGAGAGAGCUGUUUGGAUGUCCUGUGAAUCCAGAGAGAGUAGAGUUGCAGGCUAAGCUGGAGGCAUUAAGUGAAGAUGACAAGUGCUAUGAUUUUUACAGACAGCGGAUCAUUAUUCACAGAAUGCACCCGUUCUUUCUACCUUAUAGCAUCUCUACACCUUCUAACAGCAUGGAUGUGACACUUGUGGCACAUCUUUCCAUAGACAGGUUACAAAUGCUGGAAGCUCUCUGUGCACACUGGGAAGGUCCCAUAAGUCUGGCACUGUAUCUGACCGAUGCUGAAGCACAACAAUUCCUGCGUUAUACUCGAAGCUCCUUAAUUCUGAAAACCCAUAUGAAUGUUGGUUAUCACAUUGUCUACAAGGAAGGAACGUUUUAUCCCAUCAACCUUCUGAGAAAUGUGGCUCUCAUGCAUGCCAAGACACCUUUUGUCUUUUUGGCAGACAUUGAUGUCCUUCCAAUGUUUGGGUUGUACGAGUACCUCAGAAAAUACAUUGGUCUUCUCAACAUGGCUCAUGGCAAGAAAGCCCUGAUUGUUCCAGCAUUUGAAACCCUUCAGUAUCAUCUUUCAUUCCCACGAUCCAAAACUGAACUUCUUGACUUGAUGGAUGAAGGGAUACUCUAUACUUUCAGGCAUCAUGUGUGGCCCAAAGGACAAGCAGCAACUGAUUAUACCAAGUGGCGAGUAUCAGCCGCCCCAUACCAAGUGCAAUGGGAAUCUGGCUUUGAGCCUUACAUUGUAGUAAGGCGUGACUGCCCAGAAUAUGACCAGAGGUUUGCUGCUUUUGGAUGGAACAAAGCUUCCCACAUAAUGGAACUUGAUGCCCAGGAAUAUGAGAUGCUAGUGUUGCCAAAUGCCUUCAUGAUUCAUAUGCCUCACGCUCCAAGUUUUGAAAGCUCCAGGGUCGGAUCCAGCUCCAGGUACAACCAGUGCUUGAAAAAUUUACAAGAGGAAUUUCUUCAGGAUCUUUCUCGCAAGUAUGGCUCAGCAGCCCUCAAAUACCUCACAUCAGUGCAGAGCACCUGAAAGAUCUUUGAAUGAAAAACUUCAGUUUCUGAUGUAGAGAAGAAAUGUGCCCCAUGAACUGGUUCCUCAGGCACUCAAUGUACUGGAUUAAGGAACUAUACCUAUGCAGUUUGUUGAUGGUGAUUUUAACACUUGUUUAAGCCACUCUUCCAUAUUGGAUUCUGAAGGAUAACAGAUGGUGGGUUAAUUGGACAGUUUUAUAAUUUGGUUUUGUUCAAGAAACUCUUGUGAAAAUAGACAAAGUACAGGUCUAGCACCAGAGAAAGAAAAUAUCAAUACUUGCUUAUAUUUGGCAGCAUAUUCCAAACCCUUAUACACAUGCACUCUAAAAUAUUGGCUCUAGAUUACACUAGAAUAAAUGUGCUUGUUACGGCUUUACCCUUUCUGUAAACAUCAUAGAGGUUACUUUGUCCAGAUACUUGUAGACAUUUAUUUAUAGCCUUGUAGAAAGGGAC
Messenger RNA from Erpetoichthys calabaricus (reedfish), 2810 nucleotides. It is a transcript of the gene large2, whose product is annotated as LARGE xylosyl- and glucuronyltransferase 2. The coding region runs from base 187 to 2355 and encodes 722 amino acids. Gene Ontology annotation, molecular function: glucuronosyltransferase activity; xylosyltransferase activity. Lineage: Eukaryota; Metazoa; Chordata; Cladistia; Polypteriformes; Polypteridae. The transcript is spliced from 15 exons. The record is from RefSeq and is a predicted model, not a curated record. Gene Ontology annotation, biological process: protein O-linked glycosylation via mannose.